Molecule: messenger RNA, 3619 nt
Organism: Hydra vulgaris (swiftwater hydra)
Lineage: Eukaryota; Metazoa; Cnidaria; Hydrozoa; Anthoathecata; Hydridae
Product: mitogen-activated protein kinase kinase kinase 9
Biological process (GO): protein phosphorylation; signal transduction
Cellular component (GO): cytoplasm
Molecular function (GO): protein kinase activity; ATP binding; protein binding
Source: RefSeq, a predicted model, not a curated record
CGAAAAAUAUUUCAAUCAAUUGUAUUGUGCCGAAAGUUUUAUAUAAAACGAGUUCAAAGUUGUUUCCAAUAUUUGGUUAUGAUUGUUGCGUAUAAUUCAUUAUUUUCUAUAUAUAUAUAGUAUAUAUAUAGAUAAAUAAAAAAUAUAUUGACAAUAUUAGUUAUAAUAUAUAGUUAAAUUAUAGUUAUUAUUCCAUAAAGUAUAAAUUGUUUUUGUUAAAAAGAUACGCAAACACUCUUCUGAAGUGGACUAGACUAAAUAUGAAUAUAGUUACUACUUAAAAAAAAAAUUCUCGUUAAAUCAGAGAAAAUAAAAGCCUCUUGGAUGUAAUCAAUAGUUUUGUUGUGCAAAAAAUUUUAUAAAAAGUAAAAUAUAAAGAUUUGUCUGUUCAUGGAUAUAAGAUUUGAGGUGCUGACAUAUAAAACUCCUUACAGUGAUCAAAUUUUGUUUUAACAAGAAAGAGUUUAUUCAAAUGAUGCGGAAGGAUAACGCUGAUUCUGUUAAUCCAGAUAAAUUUGAAUAUGGAACUGCUAUAUACUUUUAUGAUGCAAAGGAGGAAGAUGAGCUUACAUUGAGAGUUGGAGAUGUUAUUGAAGUACUUUCUAAAGAUAAAGAAAUUAGUGGCGAUGAUGGAUGGUGGGUUGGUCGAAGACAUGGACAAAAUCUAGUGGGAGUCUUUCCAGCAAAUUAUGUUAUUUUAGAAGAACAAAAUAAAAAUAUUAUUCAAAAACACAGUUCUUUUAGAACACCUAUAGACAAUCGUAGAAUUCCUGAAAUAGAUUUUGAAGAGCUGGAUUUGAAACAGCUAAUUGGAGUAGGGGGUUUUGGAAGAGUUUACAGAGCCUUUUGGGAAAAGAAAGAAUGUGCUGUAAAAGUAGCUCGGAUAGAUGCUGGAGAUGAUCCUGAUGUAGCUGUUGCAAAUGUAGAAAAAGAAGCUAGAAUGUUUACUAUGUUAUCUCAUCCCAAUAUUGUUGCCUUACUAGCUGUUUGUCGUAAACCUCCUAACCUAUGUUUAGUUAUGGAAUUUGCUAGAGGAGGUGCUUUAAAUAGAAUUUUACAAUCCAAAAAAUUACCACCUGAAGUUUUAUUAGAUUGGGCAUUGCAAAUAGCUCAAGGAAUGCAAUACUUACACAAUGAAGCUUUUUUGCAAGUGAUUCACAGAGAUUUAAAAUCAAGCAAUAUCUUGAUCAACCAGAUUGAAGAUUCUCUUUCUAAAAGUAUACUAAAAAUUACAGACUUUGGUCUAGCAAGGGAAAUGAAUCAUACAACAAAGAUGAGUACAGCUGGAACAUAUCCUUGGAUGGCCCCGGAAGUUAUAAGAAGCUCAAUGUUUUCAAAAGCAAGUGAUGUAUGGAGUUAUGGAGUCGUACUUUGGGAGUUACUUACUGGUCAGAUUCCAUAUCAUGGCAUUGAAAACUUAGCAGUGGCAUAUGGAGUUGCCAUGAAUAAGUUAACCUUACCGAUUCCAGCAACAUGUCCUCAUGGCUUUGCUCUUCUUAUGGAAGGUUGUUGGAAACCUGAUCCACAUGAUCGACCUAGAUUUCCGGAUAUUCUUAGUUCUUUAGAAAAAAUUGCACGCUCAGAUUUUCCCCAUACUGCUAUUGAUUCAUUUCGGACACUCCAAGACAAAUGGAAAGGUGAGAUAGAGCUUAUAUUUGAGGAAUUGAAAGAGCGAGAAAAAGAAAUAUCAAGUCGUGAGGAGGAGCUUAUAAAAAUUGAAAUUGAUCAAAGACGUUUAGAAGAACAUCUAAAAUCAAAAGAACAAGAGUUGCAGGAAAGAGAAAGAAUGUUGCUUGAGCGUGAAAUUGUCAUUGCUGUUCAGACACAAAACAAUAUCAUGCCAGUUCCAACAAAGCGCGUGAAAAAAAAGAUAAAACUUCGAAAUAUUUUUUUAACAUCUGGUAAAACUAGCAUUAGUGCUCCUUCAGGAUUUAAACAUCGCUAUACUGUAACAACAACUCCAACUGACGGUGAUGGUCCAAAUGAAUCUCUAAAUCCUCCAAGAUCUCCAGGUCCUCAGCGACUCAGGCUUCUUUCUCUUGAAAAAGAUUUGAAGCAAAAAGAAAACACAAAAAAGGGUCGCACAUGGGGACCAAGUUCUAUUUAUCAAAAAGAAAAAGAGAAACGAAGAAAAGAGAAAGCUCGAUUAAGAAUGUAUUCUGAGGAUCACACAGUUCAAACUCACGGUAGAUCUUCUUCCUUUCCUAAUCUUGGAAUCGCACUGGUUAAAAAUGAUCCAUCUGAUACCCCUCGUGAACUUUGUGACAGCUUGCCAUCUGAUCGUUUCCUUUCAGAAAUUAGUCCUCAUUCUCCUGAUCGCUCUCCAACAGUUAGAUACCUUGCGAUAUGUCAGGCUGGUAUUUUAGCAGCUGCUCUUUGCGGCAUUGACCUUCAACAAAUUUUUGUUAAAAACUCUGAUUUUGUUUUAAAUAAAAAAGAAAGUGUCGUUAAUAAAGAACCAGUCACUCCUUCAUACCAAAAACGUAUUAACGGCACAUUGCGUGGUUCAAACUUAGUUGAUAUUUAUGGUACUUACCGUCGUGUGCGGGAAGAAGAAAUUUCUCCUAGUAAACAAAGUUUGUUUGAUUUGACGACUAAUCUAUCUAAGAUGCCACCAAUUUAUGACUCACCUAGUUACUUAGAACAAUCUUAUUCUUCUCAAAAUACUAUUCGAGUGGAUGAUGAUCCUCUAAAUAGACUAAAGCGAUUUUCAGGUAAUACUACAUCAUCACGACCAAGACAUAGCUCUGUUGAUAAUUUAAUUGAAUAUGACUCAAGGUAUCAAUCUAAAUCUGUCUCUCCAGUUAGACGAAUAUCUGAAGAUAACAAACCUCAACGCCCAAUAACUUUAAAUGUGACGCCGGAACAUCGUUACAACACAUCGCGAAGUACAAGCGUUCUACCUAACCAAGCUUUUACAAAUUCCAAUACUUCUUCAUCCUCUCAAAGUCCUUCGACUCCAUCGCCUAAACUUUACAGCGGUUUUCAACAAAAUGAAAUUACCGAUAAAAAAGGUUCACGAAACCAAAUAAAUCAAGGUGUUGUUCAACAUUUAAACAACGUGACUAGAUCACGUGUUCAAUCAACUUCACCUUACAAUCAACCGUCAAAUAAUAAACAAUCUGAGUUUAUUGCUUAUCUUUAGCGAGCGAUAUUUGAAUUUUGCUAAUUUUUUUUUAAAUUGUUGACGCAUUUUUAUAUAGUUGGUUUUUAAUUUUUUAUUUUUUAUUUGCUCUUUUAAACAUCUUGAGUUUUUUAUUUAUAUUUUGGGAGUUAAUCGACAUGAUGUUCGUUUAUCUAAAAAACAAUAUAAGAUUUUUAUAUCAUUUUUAUAACGUUUCUCGUCGUUAUCGUUUCAUAUACAAUUUAAUUUAUAUUUUCAGAUAGCUUUAUUUAAAAGAAAAAAACUUGUAUGUUUAAGUUUGUUCAGAGAAAUGUUGUAGGUUGUCACUUCUUGGCAGUGAAAUAUUGUCACUGUUUUUAAUCACUCCAAGAAGCGGAACAAGAAAUAUUUUUGAAAGCCUGUGUUAUAUUCAUACACAGUAUUUAAGACAUAUCAGCCUAGUUCUGAUGAAAAUUUUAUUUAUACGAAAAAAUUCAAAAUUAGAUAGUAAGUUAA